Molecule: messenger RNA, 798 nt
Organism: Protopolystoma xenopodis
Lineage: Eukaryota; Metazoa; Platyhelminthes; Monogenea; Polystomatidea; Polystomatidae
Source: the annotation of a GenBank genome assembly
CGAUUCUCUACUGCUCAAGUAGUCGCUACUACAUAUUCCACACAAUCAUUCGUUGGUUCCAGUUCGUUCUUCGGUUCUUCGACGCCUUCCCUCACAGAUGGCCCUGUUAAUGUUGAUCCUCCUGAGAACAUAUCAAGGCUUGAUUCUACUGGAUGCGAGCCUGUAUGGUCCCUAAAGAUUCCCACUAAGACGACUGCUUUAACCCAAUUCACAGAUUCUGUCAAUUCUACUGCUAGGCCCUGUCUUAGUGCAAUGUUUAAUCCUUCUCAGCUUUCCCGAAUACCGUUAGCUUCUAUCUGUCCGCUCAUGUGCAGUCGUCCCAUACAGUUGGAAUCUGAUAAAUCAAAUGAUGAUGAAGAGGAAGAGGACAGUGAUGACGGAGAGGAUAUUGUGGAAACGGAAACUAUCUGUACCAGUGGUGAGGAUCAUUCUGACGUUGAAAUCAAUGAACACGUUAGAAGCAUUUCAGGCAACCAUCAAGCUGCUCAAAAAAACAAUAUCAGCCAAAAGACAGAAGAGCUUCGGGAGCGACGAGCUGCCCAACUUAGCCUUGGUUUACUAGAUUCGUCGUCUUCGACCAAGAACAUUUUUUCUUCGGUUGAUAUGAAGAUUUCCUCUUGCAGAGAAAAAAUCUGUAGUAUGGCAGAACGUCGUUCUGCCGCUUCAAACCAAGCUUUUGAGGUUGAAUAUGCUUUGGCCCAUCAAUUUUCGGCCAAUUUAUUUAAAAGGUUAUCUGAUACAGAAGACGUACUCAACAAGAAUUAUGCUUCUACUUCGCUUCCCUCUAGUUCGAUCUGA